AUGGCGUCUCUGAACCCACCUCAGGCUCCCCCGACGUGGACCCAUUCCGCCGCAGAUGUGCUGGCCCUCACCAAAGAGGCCAUCGCUCGCGAUCGUGAGCUGAACGAUAGGAUUGGUGCUCUGACACCUGCUGACUGCAACUUCACAUCCGUGUUCGCUGCCCUUGCCCAAGGAGAAGCCCAGAUUGAUUCAAUCGUCGAACCGCUCUCAUUCUACCAGAACGUGUCUCCCUCGAAAGAGUUGCGUGAUGCCUCCAAUGACGCGGAGGUCAUGGUUCGGGACUACGGGGUUGACGCGUCUAUGCGAUUGGACGUAUUCCAGGCCAAGUUGGCCGCAGAGAAGAACAUCAAGGAAUCAAACGUCAAGCUGAGUCCUGAAGAAAUUCGUCUGGUGGAGAAGAUGAUUCUGGACGGGAGGCGCUCUGGAUUGGCUUUACCGGACAAGGAACGCGAUGAGCUGAUGCGGUUGCAGAAGGAGCUAUCUCAGACAUGUCUUCAGUUCAGUAGAAAUUUCAACGAGGAAAACGGCUUCGUAUCAUUCACUCUGGAAGAACUGAAGGGCGUUCCGGCCGAUGUGGUCUCUGGUUACACAAAGCGCACCGAAGGAGAUAAGGAACUGUACGAUGUGACAUUCAAGACGCCAGACAUCUUUCCCGUCUUCAAAUUUGCAGAGAAUCCAGAGACGCGAAGGAUCGCGUAUGAGCGCCGUGAGGGCCGACUGGACGUUAACGCACCAAUUCUGAGCAAGGCCUUGGAGCUCCGCCGUCAGAUUGCUGCGCUUCUUGGGUAUGACAAUUGGGCAGACUACAUCACUGAGGUAAAGAUGGUGAAGAACUCUCGCGGCGUCAUUGAUUUCCUCGCCGAUCUAGAGCAGAAACUGCGCCCCGUAGGACUCAAGGACCGCGAAGUGCUUCUCGCACUGAAACAGGAAGAGCACGCAGAGAAGGGCUACCCGUUCGAUGGCGAAUUCUACGUGUGGGACUACUCGUACUACGACCGCAAGUUCAUCGAGCGCUCGCUAGACCUAGACGACCAGCUUGUGAAGGAGUACUUCCCUGUGUCAUUCGUCGUGCCUGCGAUUCUGGAAAUUUAUCAAAGUCUCCUUGGCGUGCACUUCGUAGAAAUGAAGGGGGAGACGUGGCACCCUGAGGUGCAGCAGUUCUCAGUCUGGGAGAAUGAUGCGAAGGAUGAAUCCGGGUUUAUCGGCUUCUGCUACUUGGACCUCUUUCCUCGCGCCUCGAAGUACUCGCAUGCAGCCGUCUGGCCUCUCCUCCCAGGGUACCAGCGCCCAGAUGGCAAGCGAAGCUACCCACUCGCCGCGAUGGUUGCGAAUCUCGCGAAGCCGACACCACAGAAGCCAGCAUUGAUGCGCCACGACGAUGUGGUCACGUUCUUCCACGAAAUGGGACAUGUAUUCCACGGGCUCCUGAGCCGGACGAAGUAUUCGCGGUUCCAUGGUACCAGUGUCGCAAGAGACUUUGUGGAAGCACCAUCCCAGAUGCUCGAGAACUGGUGCUUCGAGCCUGAAGUACUUAAGCGAAUGUCUCGCCAUUACGAGACGCAGCAGCCGCUCUCUCCUGAGUUGAUCGACAAGAUCAUUAAGAGCCGUUAUGUCAACGUGGGGCUGUUUUACCUCCGUCAGCUCUUCUUCGCAAAUUUCGACAUCAAGGUGCACACUGCGAAGACCUCAUCGGAUGAGACCGAACUGUGGAAUAAGCUCCGAGAGUCGAUAUCUCUCGUCAAGGGAGGGAAGCCUACGACUGGUCAGGCCACCUUCAACCACAUUGCAAGCGGUUACGACGCAGGAUACUACGGGUACACGUACUCUCUCGUGUUCGCUUCGGACAUGUAUGCAACAGUGUUCAAGAAGGGCCCCCUCGAUCCCGCACUUGGUCAGCGCUACCGUGAAAAGAUCCUGCAACCUGGAGGGAGUAGGGAAGAGCUCGUAUCACUUGAGGAAUUCCUCGGACGCCCGCCCAACUCUGAGGCGUUCAUUAAGGAAUUGUUUGGGCACACUUCGGCGGCAUCGCCGAAUCUCUGA
Messenger RNA from Sparassis crispa, 2040 nucleotides. RefSeq names its product Saccharolysin. The record is from RefSeq and is a predicted model, not a curated record. The transcript has 15 exons. Gene Ontology annotation, biological process: proteolysis; peptide metabolic process. Gene Ontology annotation, cellular component: mitochondrial intermembrane space. Bases 1 to 2040 code for a protein of 679 amino acids. Gene Ontology annotation, molecular function: metalloendopeptidase activity. Lineage: Eukaryota; Fungi; Basidiomycota; Agaricomycetes; Polyporales; Sparassidaceae.